This is a messenger RNA of Drosophila mauritiana, 2139 nucleotides long. RefSeq names its product TWiK family of potassium channels protein 18. NCBI's taxonomy places the organism in Eukaryota, Metazoa, Arthropoda, Insecta, Diptera, Drosophilidae. The record is from RefSeq and is a predicted model, not a curated record. The transcript has a single exon. Gene Ontology annotation, molecular function: potassium ion leak channel activity. Gene Ontology annotation, cellular component: membrane. Gene Ontology annotation, biological process: stabilization of membrane potential; potassium ion transmembrane transport. The coding region runs from base 618 to 1787 and encodes 389 amino acids.
UUUAUUAUGGCAUCCUAAAAUAUCAAUAGUUAUUUCAAUGAAAUUUCUAUAAAAUCGUUAUUUAGAUGCCUAAUAGCUAAAGUACUAUGUGGAAUAAGGUGCUUAAUCGUAACUAAUUUUUAGUACAGAUUAUUGUAAAUUGUUGCAUAUUGCACCUGUACCACAGUGAUGUCUUAAUAGCCCCGUCCAUAAAUUUGACGUAAAUGGCCUGAUUUAGAACGACGGGCACUUGCUGGCAUAAAUAUCUGAGCCGCAAUAUUUGUUUUCCAUAGAUUCAUUCGCCUUUCCACUGGCUUUUCCGCUCGUUUGCUCUCCGAGUCUUGGGAGAUUUUCCUUCGGAACAGAUUUCCACCAGUUGAAUUUUGGCGCCCGCGCUGAUCGGUUGUGCAGUCGGGAAAAUCUCGCGUUUGAUCUUGUGGACGAAAAUGUGCCGUGCAAAGGCGUGGGUCUAUUUUUAGACAACUUGCUGAUUUCCACACUCGCCGCCGUGCUCUAAAUCAGAUUGAGAAUCGAUAACUGUCCAAUUAAUUGCACAUCGUCGGGCUCUAAGGCCGUUCGACCAGAAGGGAGAUAUCCGGAAUCUGUGGAAUCGGUUAUAUAAUCCAUGUGCGACUAAAAUGGCCAGCAAAUUUCAGAGGAAACCAUCUCCCGGCGGAGCAAUGGGCAUGGGAGGGGGGGCAUCGAGUGUUUCCUCUACGCCGAGCCACCAGCCGAGGAAAAGGGUGAAACGCUGCUGCCGCAACUUCGUCACCUUUAUGUGCACCCAGGUGGGCGUGGGCGCACUGAUCGUGAUCUAUGCCAUCUGUGGGGCAUUCGCCUUCAUGCACAUCGAACGCCAGUUCGUGGACAAGACGGCUGGCCAAGUGAUGGAGCUGCGCCAGAACUGCUCCCAGCAGCUGUGGAGCAUCACGGAGCAGCACAACAUUAUCGAUCGUCGGCGCUGGACGGAGGCCACAAACGAGGUACUGAGGGAGUACCAGGCGCAAAUAGCCGGAGUUGUCAAACACGGCUAUGUGGGCAGAAGUCCCGAGCAGAUCUGGAGCUUUCCGGCUGCCCUGAUGUUCUGCCUGUCGGUGAUAACCAUGAUUGGCUACGGCAACAUGGUGCCUCGAACACCGUGGGGCAAGGGAUUCACCGUGAUCUAUGCCACCUUCGGCAUACCGCUGUACAUCCUGUACUUCCUCAACAUGGGCAGAGUGCUGGCCAGAUCGUUUAAGUUCCUCUACCGAUCCCUGCACGAUUGCACCCAGGAGCACCCGCGCCUGGAUCGAUUGGACGCCCUUGAGGGUGGUGUGGGCAUGACACGCAAAAAGGUCAUUGUGCCGUCAACUGCUUGCCUGUGGGUCAUAUUCUUUUACGUGCUCACCGGCACCGUGAUGUUCGCCAAUUGGGAGAAAUGGAGCUUACUGAACAGCUUUUACUUCUGCAUGACCUCGCUGUGCAAGAUUGGAUUUGGCGACUUUGUGCCCGGCGCCUCGCUGACCACCAGCGCAGAUGUGAAUGCGGCGACGCAAAAGUUGCAGGAGGACAUUUCAGCCGAUCCUGCCGAGCUGGCUCAGCUGCAGUCGGUGGCCGCCGAUCAGCACUCCAAAUUGGCCAUCAACUUUGUCUACAUGCUGCUGGGCAUGGGUCUGGUGGCCAUGUGUCGCAACCUGAUGCGGGAAGAGGUGCGCCUAAAGGCACGCGAGAUGCGCGAGGACGCCAAACUUUGCAUGGAGGACACUCGGCUGCGAUUCGUCGGCUGCUGCGGGAAUCCUAGGGAUCCGUACGAGGAUGAUUACUACUAGGAUUAGGAGAGGUUGUUAGGAAGGGUUUCAAACAACGGCGUCCCUUAUUCAAAUUUAUAUUUUAAACUAAGCUAUCACUAAUCCGAAAUGGUUCUAUUCUGUUGAAACUAAAGAAAAAGCAAGUGUAUUAUAAGAAGAUCGUAUUUAACGUUAGGGUUAUAGUUCUGUAACAGAAGUGGUCUAUAUCAUCAGUUGUUCAGUUUAAAUCUUUCGAAAGAUAUUAGGACAUUUUAACAAUUUGUGGAAGUUUUCAAAAUAAGCGUUUGUGUGUGAAGCUGUGAAAAUGAUGCUGAGAUUGGUUAAUCCACCACUUGCCCUGCCCACCAAGUAAUCCUCCAUGUACCGAUUCGAU